AUGGAUCCUGAUAGCAAGAGAUUUGGAAGAGGACCAAGAGAACUUACGGGUGCAGUGAAUCUUAUUAGCCAUUACAAGUUGUUGCCUCACCAUGAGUUUUUCUGCAAGAGAUCACUUCCCAUAUCAAUUUCCGACUCACAUUACCUUCACAAUGUGGUUGGAGACACAGAAAUAAGAAAAGGAGAAGGGAUGCAAUUGGAUCAGCUCACUCAGGAUACAUCUUUUUUACGAGAGACUAAUGUUACGAUACAGCCAUUUGACUUGGAUGUUCUCAGAGAAGCCUUUCAAUUCAGGGAAAUGAUUCCAGUUGUACUACCACCUUCUGAGAAGGGUACUCCUGUGGUUGCCGGAAAAUCUAAAAAUGAGUCUAAAGAAAAGGAGAAGAAGCAUAAAAAGCACAAGGACAAAGAUAUGGAGAAAGAUAAAGAGCACAAGAAGCACAAGCAUCGCCAUAAAGAUCGAAGUAAAGACAAGGAAAAGGAGAAAAAGAAAGAUAAUGGCGGCCAUCAUGAUUCUGGCACUGAUCACUCAAGGAAACAUCAUGAGAAGAAAAGGAAGCAUGGUGGAGAUGAAGAUAUCAAUGACAUUCGCAAACACAAGAAAGUUAAGCACAAGAGCUCAAAAAUUGACGAGAUGGAUUAUCUGAGAAUUGUUUUUGGGCUUUCUAAAGAUUGCCCUAGAAGCGAGAACCCUCGAGAUAGUUUAUGCAUGAGAUAUGAUUAUAUGUCGGGGGCUGAUUUUGGGUCAGGAGAAUACUUCGUGUCCUUGUCAGUUGGAUCACCUGCACAAAAAGUUGUCCUGAUAGCCGACACAGGGAGUGACUUAACUUGGGUGAAAUGUAAUUAUUGGUGCAAUAGCACUAGCUGUGGGGAAAAAUCUCGAAAGCUGAGAAUUUUUCGUGCGGAUCAAUCGACGUCUUUCAAUACCGUGCCCUGCUCUUCAGGAAUGUGCAAGAAUGAGCUUACAGAUCUCUUCUCUAUUCCUGAACAGUGCCCUUCUCCUCAUACUCCUUGCGCCUAUGAAUACAGGUACUUGAGCGGACAGCCUACAUAUGGAAUCUUUGCUAAUGAGACGAUAACAUUUGAUCAGACGGACGGCAAAGAGGCUAAAAUCCAUAACAUGCUAGUUGGAUGCAGCUACCCUUCCGAUUUUGAAAAAUACCAGGCGGUUCAUGGUCUCAUGGGGCUUGGAUAG
Fraxinus pennsylvanica is the source of this 1194-nucleotide messenger RNA. The record is from the annotation of a GenBank genome assembly. NCBI's taxonomy places the organism in Eukaryota, Viridiplantae, Streptophyta, Magnoliopsida, Lamiales, Oleaceae.